This is a messenger RNA of Pogona vitticeps (central bearded dragon), 4174 nucleotides long. It is a transcript of the gene ALPK1, whose product is annotated as alpha kinase 1. Gene Ontology annotation, biological process: protein phosphorylation; cytoplasmic pattern recognition receptor signaling pathway; innate immune response. Gene Ontology annotation, cellular component: cilium. Gene Ontology annotation, molecular function: monosaccharide binding; protein serine/threonine kinase activity; ATP binding. Lineage: Eukaryota; Metazoa; Chordata; Lepidosauria; Squamata; Agamidae. The record is from RefSeq and is a predicted model, not a curated record.
GCUUUCAGUUUUAUUUGGAGCUCCGGUUAGGGGCAAUAACGCGCUCCGCACCCAGGAGGGGCCUGGCUGAACACCAAGGGCCGCAAACGAGGUAACAGACUGCUCCAUGCCCAGAGAUUCAAAACAUCUCUCCCAUCAAAUUCUCAGCAGAAAUGGGAACAAACAUAAAUAUUCCAAAGGUUGUGUCUGGUUUGUUGCAAGAAUGCCAGCAAAUGCUGGAUCAGCUGUCGCCAGAAGUCGAGGUGCAGACUGAGGGAGACAAGAUGGAGUGUCAGCAAUAUGAAGCUUUGCUCCCUGAUGAUUUGAGGACCCUUAUCGAAGAAGCAAAGGAAAUGAAGUGGCCCUUUGUGCCGGAAAGGUGGCAGUACAAAGAAGCCGUGCAUCUUGAAGACAAAACAAACCUGCAGGAUAUGAUCAGUGCAAAGCUCUGUGACUUACUGGUUUAUUUAAAAGCCUCUAUUAUUACCAGGGACUAUGAGACAGCAGCUGCGAUUGUGUUCCUGGUUGAUCGGUUCUUGUACUGGGUUGAUGGCUCCACUCAGCUUCUUCAGAUUGUCAAGAAGCUUCACAGGCUUCACCCUACAGUGCCAGUUGCUCCCCAGCUGAUGAUUCGCCAGGCUCGUGUCUCUGUAAAUUCAGGUAAGCUGCUAAAAGCUGAAUAUAUACUUAGCAGCCUGAUUAAUGACAGUGGAGCAACAGGUGUAUGGAAGUACUCUAAAGAAAGUGAUAGGAUCCUUGUCCAGUCAGUCUGCAUACAGAUCAGAGGUCAAAUUCUACAGAAACUCGGGAUGUGGUAUGAAGCUGCGGAGCUGAUCUGGGCCUCCAUUUUGGGUUACUUCACCCUUCCUCAGCCAGAUAAAAAAGGGAUUGGUACAUCACUGGGUAUUUUGGCUGACAUCUUUGUAUCCAUGAAUGAAAAUGAUUACAGCCAUUUUAAAAACAACUAUCAGUUUGAUCUGCACCUUCUGAAAGAGUUUGAUCAUCGUCUGCUUUCAGCCGCAGAAGCCUGCAAGCUGGCAGCAGCCUUCUGCCAGUUUACAUCUUUGUUUGUGCUCACGGCAAUGAAUAUCCGAGGAACAUGUUUGCUAUCUUACAGUUGUUCGAGUGCAUGCCCUUCAGAAAAGGAGAUGUUUUAUUUGUCUGAGGCAAAGAAAUCCUUUGAAAUUGGUCUUCUCACUAAGAACAACAAAGAACCGGUCACCAGCAAACAAGAACUCCACAGUUUUGUCAAAGCAGCAUUCUGCCUUUCAAAGGUACAUCAACGACUCUAUGGAGAGAGCGAGAGGCUUAGUCAGGUUAACCAGUUCUGCCAGGAAGCCUUGGAGAAGUUGUAUGCUUAUAGCCAUUCAUCAGAUAAUGAACAGCAAGACAAAGGACAACUUGCCAAGGAUAUUAUGAGCCUGGUCAUGUCUGCUAAGGAGCAGUUGCAUGUGCAGAGUUUCCCUAAUUCAGACACUAUGUCUUACAUUCCAGAUGGCUACAAAACAGAUGUCAACAAACCGAUUGUGAAUGGUGAAAUGAGCUUUGAAAAGGUCCUCAAAAUGCAUUCCCAGCAUCAUGAAGCAGUCUGUGAUGUUUUUGAAAGUACUUGCAGGAGCCACAAAGUUAAUUCGCAAGAAGAAGGCAAAAGAGGAGCCUGUAUAACCACUUUGAAAACUGAAACCAGAAAUGUGGACACCAUGUGCAUGACUGAAGAAAAAUCACACUGUGGAAGUGAUGCUGCAAAAAACAUAGUAUCACAAAAGUUGCUGAAAUGUUAUGGGGUUCGUAAGGGCCAAAUACAAAAUAAAUUAUCCCAUGAUGCUGCAGUGGAUGUUUCCCUUGGGGAAGAGACAGAAAGUGAGGCUUCAGAAAGAAAUCAGAACAGGGCUGAUGAUGUUUUAAAUGGCUCUCAGAGUGGGAGUGAAGUUUCUAGUUCAUUAAGAUCAUGGAGCAAAUUUUCCAGAUCAAAUUUAUUUACUAGUUGGGAAGAUAUUGAUUGCCAUGAAGAUGAACUGCCCCAAGAUAAAGUACAAAACACAAAGGGCAGGCCAGAUAAAGAGCAAGCUCGCUCUGCAGCCUUGAGUGGAGACGUCUCAAAAAAUGUUCAAGGAAGUGAUUUCUGCUGUUUUUCUUCCAAAAUGCACCAGGUCUCUCUUCAGGAGACUCAGCAUGACUGUACAUCCCAUUUAAAGCAGUCCUUCCAGUAUAAUGUAGCCUUGACGGAUAGAGUAAUGGACUUGGAACCAAAUGUCAAGCAUUUGGAGGGAGCAAUAGAUGUAGCAAAGCGAGCAUACAAGGAAAACGGUGGCGCCAACUCAAGAAAUAGUCAUGAUAAUUUGAAUUCCACAAUGAGCCUCACUUCUGAACAAGAUGCAUUUGGAAUUACCUUCUCUUCAGCAAUUGAUUCCAGAACUAAAGACAACACUGAGAACAGUGCAGCCAUUUCUAAACCUACUCAGUAUAUCAGUAGGAAUGAAAACCCAGCAGACCCUGAGUGGUGCAAAAGAAUUGUAGAGCCAGUUUUUAAACAGAAUUGUACACUGAUUGAUCAAGAAAGAGAAACAGUAGAUACGACCAAAGAUGCACAAAUGAUGCCACAUCAUCCUGAUGACAGAGCAACAGGUACUUCCAUAGAUAGCAACAUGCCAAAACUGGAAUAUGAUAAUUACAUACAAAAUUGGAUUAAUAAAUCAGUCACUACAAUGGCUGAGGGAUGCUCCUUUGAGAUACCUGAGGUUGAUCCCCAAGCAGAAACAGCAGAAGACUGGGAAAUUGCUUCCAAUAUUGGACGACGGUCAGAAGAUCACCGUGCCAAAACGUGCACGAUACAAGAUCAACAAAAUCACCCCACAAUUUCUCCUUCCAGAAGGGACAACAAGCUAUAUGCCAAUCAAUCCAUUGAUUGCACCACAACAGAAGAAGAGGAAGGUGAAAAGAUAAGAAAAGUUCAGAGUUCAAGUUCUUCUCUGAAAUCGUGGUACAACGCAUCCAAUUUUUCCAGCAGUUUUUCUGACCUGGAGGUUCCAUCAUUUUUGAAUUCUAGUGGGAGCUCAUUUGUCUUUAUGCAAAGGAUCAAAGAACAGAACCUAAAAGCUCGCAUUCUGAAUAAUGAUGAAUAUGACAGGCUUCUGUCAGGAGUAGAACAUGAUUGGUUAAUGCAAAGAAUGAAGAAUAUGGGGCUGUUUAAGCCAAACCUACUCCAUCAAGCACAUUCUGCUCUUCUUCUGAAAUACUCUAAGAAAUCGGGCCUGUGGACAGCCCAGGAGACAGCAGUGUAUACUGGAGAUUACCUGAGUGUGGCAAAGAAAGGCAAGCAAAGGAACGCCUUUUGGAUACAUUUCCUGCAUCAAGAAGAGACUCUGGGAAGAUAUGUUGGGAAAGAGUAUAAAGAUGAGAAGGAACUUCUUCACCAUUUCAAUGACGUGGAACGACAAAUGACUGCCCAGUACUAUGUGACAGAAUUCAACAAAAGACUCUACGAGCACAAAAUUCCAACACAAAUCUUUUACAUCCCAUCCGUGAUCCUGAUGAUACUAGAAGGCAGAUCUAUACAAGGAUGUAUAAGCGUGGAGCCCUACAUUUUAGGGGAAUUUGUGAAGUUAUCCAAUAACACCAAAGUAGUCAAACUGGAAUACAAAGCCACAGAAUAUGGACUUGCUUACGGUCAUUUCUGCUAUGAGUUUUCCCAAGGCACGGAUGUAGUAGUUGAUUUACAAGGUUGGGUGACCGGUAAUGGAAAAGGACUCAUUUACCUAACUGACCCCCAGAUCCAUUCUGUUUCCCAGAACAAAGUAUCCUGCCUUACAAACUUUGGAAAGAAAGGGAUUUACUAUUUCUUCAACAAUCAACAUAUAGAAUGCAAUGAAAUCUGCCACCAUCUUUCUCUAUCAAGACCAUUGAUAGAAAAACCAAAUUGACCUUGGGUCGCUUUCUUAAGGCCUUAUCCCAACAGACACAUUUUUUUUUUGAAAAAGCGAAUUUUUAUAUUUUCUGUAUCUGAUCCAUAUUGGAUUGGUAUCUAAUCCAACUAUGCUGUGUCAUUCAUAUUUUAAUAACAUGUUCGUAAUCUUAGAAGUAUCAGUGUUCACUGUUCUUUUAGUAGGGAUGAGGUACUUCCUGCAGGAAGUGAUUCUAAAUGCUGCUGCCCUCUGUAAUUCUUCUAUGGAUAUUGCUUUCUACAACAGGUAGUUCU